This is a messenger RNA of Brassica rapa (field mustard), 3283 nucleotides long. Its product is annotated as protein trichome birefringence-like 35. Gene Ontology annotation, molecular function: O-acetyltransferase activity. NCBI's taxonomy places the organism in Eukaryota, Viridiplantae, Streptophyta, Magnoliopsida, Brassicales, Brassicaceae. Gene Ontology annotation, cellular component: Golgi apparatus. The record is from RefSeq and is a predicted model, not a curated record.
GUUUAAAUGGUUUAAAAAUAAAUAAAUAAAGAUCAAAAAUUUCAAAAUAAUAAUUUUUAAAAUAGUUUCAAAAACAAAUUUGGAAAGAAAAUUUGAAAAAAAAAUUCAAAAAAAAUUAUAAAAAGUUUAAAUUUGAAAACAUAUAUUCUAAAACUAUACAACAUAUUUUUUACUAUUAUUAUUUAUUUAUAUUUAUAUAUAUCUAUAAACAAUGGUAUAAAAUUCUUUUGUCUCUUUAAUGAAACCUUUUUUAAUCAUUCUUUUUUUGAAACACACAUGAUAUUAAUUAAUUACCCGUUAGUUAUAAGCAUUAAAAGCUUCAUCAACUACCAGGGUUCAGACUACAAUCAAAGCAGUUUUUGCAAGCCUAUCAACCAUAAGGUUUCUCUCACGAGAGAUCCAGGCAAAAGACAAAUUGAAAACCUACAACAAGAGAUAAAAUAUCCGAGAAAACACUAUAGAGUUCAUGGGAAUAGCAGCAUAAUUGAUGGCCUUAAUAAGUUGCGCGGAGUCGGACUCCACUUGCAGUAUAUCAAUGUCCAACUCUAUGCAGGAAAGCAAGCUCACGACGGACAAGGCCCUCAGCCAACAUUGGCGUAGACACAUGAGACACCGUCUCCUUGAAAGAUAGAUUUGUAUAUGUCGAUAGAAUCACCCAGCCUAAACCUGAUAACCGAGGCGUUACCUGGGAAGGGGGUCUCGAUGUGUUGACGCAGGUGUACUAGGCCUUGUUCAGGUAUUUGGUCUUCCAUCCAUUCUCUGGCUAAAAAUAUUGUAGGUUCUUUUGAUGACAAUUUUUUUUAAAUGAGCUAUUUGAAAGAAUUGUCCAUAUUUAUAUAAUAAUAGAUUUUGAUUUACUUACGAAUAUUAUUUUUUUGUUUGGAUAGAUAUAUAAAAUAAAUGAAUAAUAAAAAUUUAAAAGUGCAUUCAGCCUAAUGCAAUUGGUCAAUAAUCAAUAAAUAAGAUGAAAAGAUUUUUAUUCCAAUAUAUAAGUAUAACCUCCAUGGGUAACAUAAGGCUACACUUUCUUAAUUGUAUAUGAAUAUUUCGUGGUUCUCAUGGAAAUUAUAAUAUUAAUUACCGACAAUCUUUCAACAAAAAUAAGUCAAAUUAGUUCAACUUGAAAGGUCUUUGCAGAUCUAGUAUGGAAGCAAAGGUGGUGGAUCUUAGCCUAGCGUCUGGGUAAUAUAAAUAAAGAUUUUCAUGUUUGAAACUAAUAAGAAUUAAUAAUAUACAUUUAAGCAUGUAGCAUUUAGCUUGAAAACUGGAAGUUGGGUGGGGUGACUGGAGUCAGAUUUAAAUUGGGUUAAAAAAAAUUAAGAACGUGGUCGGCUUCGAAUUUCGUGUCCCGCAACAGUCUCAUCUUGCGUAAGUGAUUGAAUAUAAAACGUGAACUGAACUAAUUUGAAAAUUUUAAAACACACAAAUAGUUCCAAACAAGGAAGGAGACUUCUUCUUCAUCUAGUUCAAAUGUUUCAGAGAUGGAACACAAAGAAGAGUCGGCUACCAGUGGCGGGUCUACUCUUCAUGCUCGCACUCGCCGUCACCUUUAUGGUUCUCUACGACGAGCGUAGCAUCCACCACGACAACACUAAUCGCGAGCAAGAUCUCCAAGAAACUUCCAUCCUUACAUCUUUCGUCCAUCCCAAUCUUCCUCCUCGGAAUGAUCUCGAGGUUUUGGAUAGAUUCAGCCGGUGCAACUCGACUAAUGAGUACAGUGGCAAGAAAAUCGGAUGGGUUGACCACCAAGGAUCAGACUUUGUUGCUGCUGCUGCAAAGGAGGAGGAGAACAUUUGUGAUGUCUUCUCUGGGAAAUGGGUCUUUGAUAAUUCUUCUUCAUACCCACUACACAAGGAAUUUGACUGUCCUUACAUGUCUGAACAGCUGGCUUGUGAGAGGUAUGGCAGGCCUGAUUUGGAGUAUCAACAUUGGAGAUGGCAACCUCAUCCCCCCUGCAACUUGAAAAGGUGGAAUGUGACCGAGAUGUGGGAAAUGCUGAGGGGAAAGAGAAUGAUGUUUGUUGGUGACUCUUUAAACAGAGGCCAAUGGGUUUCUAUGGUUUGUCUCUUACAGUCUGUUAUCCCACGUGACAAGCAAUCCAUGUCAACUAACGCUUCCCUCACCAUCUUCGAGGCUCAGGAUUACAAUGCCACGGUGGAAUUUCUGUGGGCUCCAUAUCUCGUGGAGUCAAACUCUGACGACCCGGUCAAUCGAAAGCUAGAUGAACGGAUUAUCCGACCAGAUUCAGUUCUCAAACAUGCAUCAAUGUGGCAACAUGCUGACAUCUUAAUCUUCAACACAUACUUGUGGUGGAGGCGACCGCGUCCUGUCAAGCUCCAAUGGAGCAGCAAAGAAAAAGGAUCGUGCGAGGAGGUGAAGGGCGCGGAGGGAAUGGAAAUGGCUAUGAAUACGUGGGCUCAUUGGAUUUCCAACAACGUCGAUCCAAACACAAAGCGGGUCUUCUUCGUUACAAUGUCUCCUACACAUAUAUGGAGCCGAGAGUGGAACCCGGGAAGCGAGGGAAACUGCUACGGGGAGAAGAAGCCAAUCGAGGAUGGGAGUUAUUGGGGUAGUGGGUCAGAUAUUCCGACAAUGAGGAUGGUGGAGAAAGUGUUGAGGAGAUUGGGACCAAAGGUUUCUGUUCUCAACAUCACACAGUUGUCUGAGUAUCGUAAAGAUGGUCAUCCCUCUGUGUACCGCAAAUUCUGGGAACCUCUAAACGAUGAAAUGUUGAAAAAUCCGGCAUCUUAUGCGGAUUGCAAUCAUUGGUGUGUACCUGGAGUUCCUGAUGUCUGGAAUCAAUUGCUUUUCCAUUUUCUGUGACCAUUACAAAAUCCUCGAGAUAGUUUUUUUUUGUCCUGAUGUUGUUUUCGUUUUUAUAACACACAAUCUUUCGAUUCCAUAUUAUGUAAAUCGUAGAACUCAAAGUUCAGAGUAUACAUUGUGCUCUGACAAUAUAAAGCAAAAAUCAGGUCAAAUAUCCGUGAUAAAUUGGCUACAUGUAACACUAUGCAAAGAUGGGUUCACUAAUACGAAUAUAAUGUGGCAAAAUAAGCAAGCAGCAGCGUUAGACAACUUAAGACUUAACAAGAAAACUGUGAAGAGAAAAGAUACGUGUAAUUGUUCACCGACCCUGAGCAUGUAGAAAAAGCACUGAUUAUAAAUAGAACUCUCUGCAUAACACUAUCUCACCAAUAGUUCAUUCUAUUUUUUUUUCAUUCAAAAAAUAAAGAAAUUUUAUAAUAUAAUUGAAUUAUAUUCUAAUGAUAUUCUAUUUUAGAUG